This is a messenger RNA of Xyrichtys novacula (pearly razorfish), 3582 nucleotides long. NCBI's taxonomy places the organism in Eukaryota, Metazoa, Chordata, Actinopteri, Labriformes, Labridae. The record is from the annotation of a GenBank genome assembly.
AUGGCACAGCUUCAUAAACGUCGACACGAGCUCAGUGACAGUGACCUGACACCUGAGGGAGCGUCCUCGCGAGCUGAGAAAGCCGGUGACAGCCCCACGGUGUUCGUGAAACUGCUAGCGGCGGCGUUUUACGGAGUCAGCUCAUUUUUCAUCGUUGUUGUCAACAAAAGCGUCCUCACCAGCUACAGGUAAAAGUUCAAAGUACAAACAACAGGUACAGGAAGCUUUGGUUCGGACUCUUGACCAACUUUGUAUCUGCAGUGACAGCUGCAGGAGUAAGACAGAGCAACGUUUGUGGUGAUGGGGAUGUGAACUCAGGAUACUUUAUCCAAGGUGGUGGCACAGGUCUUGAUUAGAAAAAUGAAUGAAGUUUUAUUACAGGACCUCACAGUAAUGAUAGUUAUAUACAUAAAACUUUUCUAUACUUGUGAUACAAAGCACUUAUUGUUGAACAAAUACAACAAAACACAUAAAGGAAGUUAGCAAGCCAAUUCAACCAGCAGUCAUUAGAAUAAGGUAAAUUAAAUAACUGAUUUGGCAAAUGAAAUAAGUGACAUCAGUUAAACUCAUGUUACAUUAGCCUGCCAGAGAGAAUAUGGUCAAAAUCAGAAGAAGUGCUCUGAUUAAAGUACAUGUCAAAACUUCAUGCAAGAAUUCAAACACAUUAGCUCAAAGUUACUGUCUAUUGUUGCCCGCCAACAGUCUGAUUAGAUGUACUUGUAUGUCUAGAUCACAGGUCAAUCAAUCAAUCAAUCAGUCUUUAUUUAUAUAGCACUUUUCAUACAUAACAUGUAGCACAAAGUGAUUCACAUAGAAAAAGGAGUGACAGAAACAAAGAGUACCCAAAAUUACCCCAACCCAAGAUUAAAAGAAUACCCAAAUCAACCCCAGCCCAACCCCUCAUUCCCACCCCACGAUCUAAUUGCAACAAAAACAGUAUUAAAAUGCAUAAACUUAAAAAAGGGCUUGAUUUCGUGGAAACAGUGCGCACUGAGUGAAUGUCAUUUUAAAACUCAGCACCGGUGCAUCAUCAUUAUUGGUCCCCGGCAGCUCACUUCCGUUGUGGCUUUUUUUAUUUGCAUCCUUUUAUUUUUGCAUUAAGUCACUCUUUUUUUCCAUUGCCACUUUUUUUUUGCAUCAUUAACCUCCAUUGUGGCUUUUUUUUAUCUGCACCGUUUCUUUUUUUAUUUGCAGUGGGCUUCAGUUUCUUUUUUUGUUGCGCCGGUAACUUCUGUUGUGACUACUUUUUUAUUUGCAGCAGUGGUGGUUCUUGACCACCGUAUCCAGACACUGACUUUCAACUUAAAAUUACUGAUGAAAUCUUGUAGAGCAUUUUAAGAAUAAAACAUGUUUAGAUUACUAAAUAAAUACUUUCUGGAUGUUUCUAGAUUUCCAUCAUCAACAUGUGUCGGAAUCGGCCAGGUAAGUUUGUGUUUAAGUGAGCCACAUAUGAUGUUUAGCUCUAAACAGAUCCUGAUGUACUGAGUCUUUCCCCUCAAAUGACUGUAGAUGUUGGCCACAGUCGUAGUUCUGAGGACUGGGAAGAUGUUGGGUGUGAUAUCAUUCCCAGAUAUGGAUAUGAGUAUACCAGGCAAGGUGGGACUAUGAUAUUUUGAUCACUUUUUAGAGCUGUGAUAACAAGAACCUCCUAUUAAACAAGUUUGUGUUUCUUUUCAGAUGUUUCCUUUGCCUCUGCUGUAUGUGGGGAAUCAGAUAUCAGGGCUGUUUGGAACUCAAAAACUCAAGUAAAUACUACGUAUUUUAGGAUUACUGUCAUUUAAUCUUGACACAAUUUUCUCACUAUUGAAGAGUCACAUAAAUCUGUUUUUCCUUCCACCUAGCUUACCAAUGUUCACAGUUCUAAGAAGAUUCAGUAUUUUUCUAACCAUGCUUUUUGAAGGAUUCUUACUCAAGUAAGUAAAGUUACCUCACAUUGAGAAAGUUCUUGCAUCUGAACACGAAUCACUGUUCUAACCCAUUAUUUUGAUUUGCCAACAGGAAGACAUUCUCCACACCGGUUAAGAUGACUGUCUUUACUAUGAUCUUUGGUGCUUUUAUCGCUGCUAGGUGAGAAGCCGCAUACAGUAUUCACACCGUAACCUGACAUCAAGCAUUUCAAAAGAUUCAGUCUUAUUCUUUGUUUUAUGUUUUUUUUGUAGUGAUGACUUAGCCUUUGACCUUGAAGGAUAUGUUUUUAUAAUGCUGAACAAUGUUCUGACAGCAGCCAGUGGGGCAUAUGUGAAACAGAAACUUGACUCAAAGGUGAGCCACUCACACUCCCUCACUGUUUGUAAGAUGCAUUAUUUGGUGAACUGUGCUUUAAAAAUUGAUUAGCCCUCCCAACUCUACUUUCAUUUGUAUUUUUCAGACAAUCUGUUGGAAUUCAUGUUUAUUUUUUCUCUUUGCUCAAAUUUAAACAAAAUUUACAAUGUCAGGUCACAGGAAAUCACCUCUUCAGUUUUACUUUUUGAUCACACUACAUUUUAUACGGGAGUUCAAAUGUAUAAAUAUGAAAAUUUAAAAAUAAAUAUCGAUCAUACACUCACCACUCCAGUUUUUUAAAGAUUGUACUCUUUGAUGAAUGGUGACACUUGCAUAUAAAUUUGCCUUAUAUUGAAACUGCACCAUAGAUGUGGAUAAAACUGAAUGUUUAUUUCUUCAUGUGGGUCUUAUGCGAAGAUUCUGAUCCUGAUAAAAGCACAUGUUUUAAAUGAAGAACAUUAUCUUGUUUUCGUAGGAGCUGGGUAAAUAUGGCCUCCUCUACUACAAUGCUUUAAUCAUGAUUUUCCCCACUAUGGCAUAUGCUUAUUACUCGGGAGACUUACAAACAGUAAGUGAAACUCUUGUAUCUUCAGUUAAUGUGUUUUUUGUCCAAUACGUGUUUCUGAUGGUGUGUGUGUGUGUGUGUUUGAGCACAGGCGUCAGAGUAUGAUGGAUGGUCUGAUUUGAUGUUUGUUGUGCAGUUUGUGCUCUCCUGUGUGAUGGGGUAAGAUCCACAUCCAUCAUGGGUUAAUCUUUUAUGUUACAUGUUGCUGUUUUUUUUUCUAAUUCUCUUUCUGUCAUUUAGCUUCAUCUUGAUGUACUCCAUCAUGCUUUGCACGCAGUACAACUCAGCUCUUACCACCUCCAUCAUCGGCUGUAUUAAAGUGAGUAACAUCCAGCUGAUCCUGCUCCGGGCAUGUGUUACAUCAGGAAACAUUUCUUACUCUGUGUGAUCUCUGCAGAACAUCCUGGUGACCUACAUUGGCAUGGUGUUUGGUGGAGACUACAUUUUCACCUGGACGAACUUCUUAGGUCUAAAUAUCAGGUACAAAAAAAAUAAAAACAUACACGUACACACAAUCAAGAUUGUACUGUUGUGGAUCUAGAACAUAUCUCAUUUUUGCUUCCCACAGUAUUGCUGGUAGUCUGGUGUACUCCUACAUCACCUUCACACAGGAGCAAACAAGUAAGACUGGCUCUAGUCGUGUCAAUAAAAACAUGAUCAGAAACUGUCACAUUCAACUUCACAAUGUUGAAACUGCACAGAUGAGGCUUCGGGUUUCUGAAAUGUUUGCUUCAUAUUUUACAGAAAAGGCAUAA